AUGAAGGAAGACGAUAUUGUUAUCAGUGGCUUCUCAGCCUACUUCCCGCAAGCUGACCAUCUCGUCGAGUUCAAGGAGAAGCUGUACGCUGGUGUUGAUUUCGUCACAGAAGAUGACGCUCGGUGGCCUCGAGGAUUUCUCGGCUUGCCUCAUCGAAAGGGCACGAUUCGUGACCUGUCACGCUUCGACGCGCAGUUCUUUGGCGUCAACCCAAAACAGGCGCACAUGAUGGACCCCCAGAUGCGGCUGCUGCUAGAAACAUCGUACGAGGCCAUCAUUGACGCUGGCUACGACCCUGCGACGUUGCGGGGUCGCAAAGUGGGAGUCUUCAUCGCCUGUUCCCAUUCCGAAUCCGAGAGUGCCAUUCGCGGCGACGCAGAGACGGACGACAGCUACAUUUUACUGGGCAACAAUCGGGCGAUGUUCGCAAACCGCAUCUCAUACUCCUUCGACUUCAACGGACCAAGCGUCGCCAUCGAGACGGCAUGCUCAUCGACACUCGUGGCCCUGAAUGAUGCCAUGUUGGCACUCCGCACGGGACAGUGCGAGGCAGCCCUUGUUGGCGGGACUUUGCUCACGCUCAACCCUGUGAAAUCACUCGCCUACUUCCACCUCGGCAUGGUUGCACCAGACGGGAAGUGCAAGUCAUUCGACUCUAGACGCAACGGAUACGCACGGAGCGAAACCGUGGGUGUGUUCUUCAUACAACGUGCACGUGAAGCUCGUCGCAUGUAUGCUACGUUGGUCAACGUGAAGAGCAAUGCGGACGGCUACAAAAAAGAAGGAAUCACAGUCCCCUCAGCAGAGCUGCAGGCGAAGCUUCUGCGUGAAGUGUACGCUGAAGCCAACAUCGAUCCAACGCAAGUGCACUACUUGGAGGCUCAUGGCACCGGCACAGUAGUAGGCGAUCCUCAGGAGUUGGCAGCCAUAAGCAGUGUCUUCUGUGAUUCGACUCGCGAAAGACCACUCAUGAUCGGAGCCAUUAAGAGCAACGUAGGACACUCUGAAACAGCUUCCGGCAUUUGCUCCAUUGCAAAGGUUAUUUUGACUAUGGAGACUGGCAGCAUCGCGGCUAACCUGCACUUCAACGAGGCAAACCCCGACAUUCCGUCGCUGCUUGACGGCCGCAUCACGGUUGUGCAAAGACCGACGCCGUUUCCGGGAGGCGCCGUCGGCAUCAACUCGUUCGGCUUUGGAGGGGCCAAUGCGCACGCCAUUCUGAAAGCCAACCCGGGUCCUGUGGUGAAGAGUGCCGCGAGAGAUAAGCCGGAGCUGCCGAGGCUCGUUCUCAUGGCUGGAAGAAGCAAAGAGUCGCUUGUGAGGACCAUGGAGCGCAUGGAGGCAGAAGGACCGUAUCCGGAUUCGGCCUACACUCUCCUGAAUUUCGUCGGGCAACCCAGCGUGUCACAAUUUCCAUUCAGGGGAUUUGUGCUCGUCCCCGCUGAUGUAUCUGGAAAGCCAGUCACCAAGACAGCUGAAGAGGCCGCUGUCAAGAAGCGGCCACUUUGGUUCAUUUUCACAGGGUUUGGUUGUCAGUGGAAAGGAAUGGCCCGGCAGAUGAUGAAGUUUGACGUGUUCGCACGUUCUCUAGAGAAGUCGCAUCAAGUUCUCGCCCAGUUCUCGGUGGACUUGAUUUCGAAUGUGACAAGCGAGAACUAUGAAAGUGGGACGAGGCUUGCCGUUUUCACCUCCAUCACAGCAAUUCAGGUAGCGCUGGUUGAUGUUCUCUUCGCUCUGGGACUUCGGCCGGACGGCAUAGUGGGUCACUCGUUGGGUGAGAUCGCUGCUGCUUACGCGGACGGGUCGCUGACGGCGGCCCAGGCUGUGCUGUGUGCUUACUGGAGAGGUCGCUGCCUUGAUCUGACCGACUUGCCUAAGGGAGCCAUGGCGGCCGUAGGCUUAUCUUGGGAAGCGGCCAAACAGCGUUGUUUUGGCGGAGUGAUACCAGCAUGUCACAACGCUGAAGACUCGGUGACGGUGUCUGGACCGCCGCAAGCCGUAAACAAAUUGGUGCAGCAGCUUAAGGAUGAAAAUGUCUUCGUGAAAAAAGUGGAGGGCGUCGACUUGGCCUUUCACAGCGAGCAUAUAAACAGUGCCGGACCCGUAUUGCUUGAAGCGUUGCAAAAGGUGAUUCCGGAGCCAAAGCCUCGCAGCAAGCGCUGGGUGUGCUCAUCUCUUCCGGAGAGUCGUUGGCACGAACCCAUCGCCCAGUUGUCAUCGGCCGAGUACCACGUUAACAACCUUCUCUCCCCCGUUCUUUUCUGCGAGGCGCUAAAGCACGUGCCCGAGGAUGCCGUUGCCAUAGAAAUCGCUCCUCACUGCCUACUACAGGCAAUCUUGCGCCGUGCUCUCAGCAGUGACACCACAAGCCUGGGCCUCAUGAAGCGCAACGUAGACAACCAAGCGUUCUUCCUCAACUCACUGGGCAAACUUCACGUCCAAGGUGUGAAGAUGGACCUGUCGCCGCUUUAUCCGCCGGUGCCACUGCCGGUGCCACGUGGCACACCCAGCAUAGCGCACCUUGUCAGCUGGGAUCACACGCAGUCGUGGACCGUUGCCAAGUGGGAAGACUUCAGUCCAUCGUCACAGCUGUCCCAGGAGAUCGUAGAGUUGGACCUUGGUGACCAUGGACCAGACGCCUACUUGAGUGGCCAUCAAAUUCAAGGGCGGAUAUUGUUUCCUGCGGCUGGCUAUAUAGUCCUUGCAUGGAAGUCUCUGGCAAAGCGUUUGGGGAAGCCUUUCUUCAUGGUUCCUGUGGUUCUAGAAGACCUAAAGUUUAGCCAAGCCAGUAUUCUGCAGAAGGACCGUACCACGCGCCUUCACGUGAACAUCAUGGAGGCGUCGGGUGAUUUUGAGAUCUGUGAGGCAGGCGGAGUGGUGGCAAGCGGCCGCAUAAGAAUGGCCGCAGAUAACGAGAAGAUCAUCGACAUGGAGCCUCCGCGGAUGAUCGCUGCUCACGAUGUAUCCUACGAACUGGAUACCGAAGAUGUCUACAAAGAACUGAAACUUCGUGGCACGGAGUACUAUGGCCCAUUCCGAGGCAUCCUCAAUGCGGACAUAAAAGGAGAGUAUGGCGUGCUGAAAUGGGACAACAACUGGGUUGCGUUCAUCGACACCAUGAUACACAGCACUUCACUUGCGUAUCCCAAGCGUGACCUAAAGCUUCCCGUGAAGAUCACUUCGUGCCGCAUUGACCCACUCGUUCACGUAGAGAUGACAAAGGCAGCGAAUGAAGCAAGCCUAGACUUCGCCUACGACAAACAUCUGCGCAUGUGCCGUUCUGGGGGUAUAAUUUUGCAAGGUAUUGCGACAAACCUUGCUCCACAACGCAUCGCAAAAGAUGCCUUGGUGCUGAACGAGCAUGCAUUUGUGCCAUAUGUGGACAACGAGUCUGUCAGGCAGCGACGACAAGCGUGCCUUCUAGAAUACAUCGACCUGUGCAAUGGACUCGCUCAGCGCAUAGUCGACAGCAAAAACAGCCAGCAGUUGGCAUGCAGUGAUGUGAAUCAACGCACUUCCAAUGUUUCGGAAAGUAUGGGUGACUACCGGGUGAGACAUAACGCCGAGAGUCGGGGGUUGCUGCAAGUCCUUACUGCAAUCCAGGAAGAGGUGAACUGUUCCGCUUCGUCGGUAGCGGAGAUCAUCCAGUCAGCUUUGGUGACCUACGAAGCAGAACUAGAAAACGACGUCGUGAAGACAGCUCUGCUUGAAGAAGACCCAUUGAGACACCUUCUAGAUGUCGUGGUCGAAAACACCAGCCCCACAAAGCUCAAAGUUUGCGAGUGGGUCACCGCAAAAAGAAAUCACAUUCUGUCUACCCAGUUUACUGAACUUCUUGCUAUGGCUAAAACCAAUCUCAAGGUGGGCUACACUGUAGUUUUUUCGUCUGCCAGCGAUUUCAUAGACGUGGACAUUCCAGAAGGUGCUAGUAUAGUUCAUUUGAGUACCUCGGUAGUUCCGAUUAAAAAACUACCAGAAGCCGAUUUGCAUGUUGCUUGCCUGCCCACGUGGACGUCAAGCAAUCUAGAGACCCUGACCGAACAACUUUCGGCACAGUGCAGAAAACAAGAAUUCGUCCUGAUUCUUCUACGCACAGCAGUUACACCGGCAGAGCAAAUAUUAAUGUCGUUGGGUGGUAUUCAGCUCCAAGUGCACAGAAACGAUGCGGUGGAGUCGUUGUUCAACUCUCAUGGAUUCACCGUCGUUGGAGUGAAGUCCAACAAUUUUUCAACACUGUUCCUUCUGAGGUAUACCAAGGGCACUCUGGAAGCAGCGCAGCCGGAGCUCGUUAAAGUGUCCAACGGCAACUUUCAUUGGGUCGAAGAGAUAAAAUCAAAAGCAGCGGAAUGCGACAAGAAGCCACACGGACAUACGCUUUGGUUGCUCGACGAAGACAAUGGUACGAGUGGCGUCAUCGGGUUGGCAAACUGUCUGCGAUGGGAGACUGAAAGAAGGCAUAUUAGGUGUAUUCUCAACGGAGGCUUGAAUGAGUCAAUAAAAAGCGUGGACUUUAUUCCAAGCAAUCCGUUGUUCAAGAAGUUGCUUCAGCAAGACCUAGUGAUGAACGUCUAUCGCGACGGACAAUGGGGAUCUUUCCGUGACACGAGCAACGUUUUUCGUAAGUGUAAUAAGAUCUCCACAGAGCUCGCCUUCAUCAACGUACAGACGAGGGGCGACCUUUCCAGCCUGCAGUGGUACGAGUCUCCGCUACGUUACGCCAGCCGGAGCAGUCUCAGCGGCCGUGUACUGUGCAGCGUGUACUACGCCCCGCUAAACUUCAGAGACGUUAUGAUCGCCACGGGGAAGCUACCUCCAGACGCGCUGCCAUGUACGUGUGCAAACAAUGAGUGCCUCCUGGGUCUGGAGUUUUCAGGACGUGACCCGCAAGGGCGUCGUGUCAUGGGAUUCGUUAAAAGCCAUGCCAUGUCCACAACUGUGUCGGUAGAUCCAGAGUUCCUGUUGGAUGUGCCUGAAUCGUGGAGCCUCGAAGAGGCAUCGACUAUCCCGGUGGUCUACAUGACUGCGUACCUUGCUCUUGUGGUGCGAGGAAACAUACGUCCAGGAGAGUCCCUGCUUGUGCACUCGGGCAGUGGCGGCGUCGGGCAAGCAGCUAUCUCUAUCGCUUUGGCGAUGGGCUGCACCGUCUUCACUACCGUCGGUUCUCAAGAGAAGCGCGACUUUCUGAAGCGGCGUUUCCCCCAGCUCCAAGACAGAAAUAUUGCCAACUCACGAGACCUUUCCUUUGAACACCACGUCUUACGGGAAACUGAUGGCAGAGGUGUGGACCUCGUGCUCAACUCCUUGGCCGACGCGAUGCUGAAGGCCAGUGUACGCUGCCUGGCCGAACAUGGACGUUUCCUCGAGAUUGGAAAGUUUGACUUAUCCAAGGACUCUCCACUGGGAAUGUCUGUGUUCUUGAAGAGUGUCACAUUCCACGGAAUAACAUUGGAGUCCCUUCAUGGUGACAGUCCGUUUGUGGCGGAAAAGAGACGCCGUGUUAUGGAACUCAUCCGCGAGGGCAUAGUGUCUGGCGUUGUGCGACCGUUGAAUGCUGAGCGAUUCACGAGCGAACAGGUCGAGGAAGCUUUCCGCUACAUGGCAUCCGGAAAGCACGUGGGAAAGGUCGUGCUCGAGGUGCGACCUGAAGAAACGCAGCCAACGGCAGCACCUCCCAAGCCACUGAGCGUGAGAGCCGUGGUACGAACCAGGUUUUACGAAGAUAAGACGUACGUUAUCGUUGGCGGCCUGGGUGGCUUUGGCUUGGAGCUCGCGGAGUGGAUGGUGAACCGUGGAUGUAGGAAACUUGUUUUGACGACGCGUUCUGGUGUGCGCACUGGCUACCAAAAAUAUUGCCUCCAUCGAUGGAAAGAAGCUGGAGCAAACGUUCUUGUAGUCACAAAGGAUGCUUCCACGCUGAAUGGAUCGCUGCAGAUCAUCCAAGAAGCUACGGCUAUUGGUCCUGUUGGUGGCAUAUUCAACCUAGGCGUGGCACUUCACGACGCACUUCUCGAGAACCAGACAGCGACGACAUUCGAAGCUGUGUGCAAAAUCAAGAUUGACGGCACCCGGCACUUGGACGAGCUGUCGCGAGAGUUGUGCCCAGACCUAGACCACUUCGUCGUCUUCUCGUCCAUAACUUCCUCUCGGGGCAACUUGGGCCAGAGCAACUACGGCUUUGCUAACUCCGCCAUGGAACGUAUCUGCGAGAACCGCACUGCAGCUGGUCUACCUGGGCUGGCUAUCCAGUGGGGUCCUGUUGACGAUGUCGGCAUGUUUCUGGGGACCCAUUUUUCGGAUGUCGAGGCAUCCGGUCUUGUGCCACAGCGGAUCGCUUCCUGUAUCUCGGUUAUGGACCAACUUUUGAGCCAAACGAGAACUGUUGUUUCCAGCUACGUGAAGCCUGACCAGUCGACCAAAGAGGACAGCGAAAAGCGCGAUGUGACACAUUCUAUUGCUCGCAUUCUAGGCAUCAAGGACCCAUUAAGCCUGAAAUCAGACAUUACCUUAGGCGAUUAUGGCAUGGACUCGCUUAUGGCUGUCGAGGUGAAGCAGACGCUGGAGAGAGACUUUGACCUUGCGCUGUCCAUGCAGCAGAUCCGUCAGCUCACGCUCGAAGAGGUGCGUGCCAUCGGACAUGCCGGCAGUAUGACGAACGCUGCCUCCACAAAAAGAAAGGCAAUCAAUGAUGAACAAGCUCUCGCCGACUCUUUGAAAUCACCACACCUCAGGGAGUUUGAAAAAAUGACAAGCGAAAACAUCCUCCUGGAAAUGAAUGGCCUCGAAGGAUCCAGUCCACUUUUUAUCGUGCAUCCCUACGAAGGUCACGUGGGUGCGUUAAUGCAGCUUGCAGGAUGCCUUCCUGUGCGCGCCGUUGGAGUGCAGAGAACGACCGACGUGCCUUUGGGAUCCAUCACAGAAAUGGCGGCGACUUAUUUGAAGGCUGUACUACAAGCGCAGCCACACGGUCCUUAUCACAUGGUGGGAUACUCCUACGGCUGCGCAGUGGCCUUUGAGAUGGCUCUGCACCUGCAGGCUGCCGGAGCUACCGUAGGGAGCCUGAUUUUUCUCGACGGUGCACCGCAAUACGUGCGCACGAUUGCUGGUUACCGUCGUGACCUACUGGAGGAAGGAAUGGACGAGCAAGAGACAAACAUCCUAUGUUCCUACCUGAUGCGAUACAUUGCCUCCGACUUUUCCGAGGUUCGUAACACAACUAUCAUGAGUAGGAAUGUUGGCGCGAAUAGCUAG
Molecule: messenger RNA, 7248 nt
Organism: Rhipicephalus sanguineus (brown dog tick)
Lineage: Eukaryota; Metazoa; Arthropoda; Arachnida; Ixodida; Ixodidae
Product: fatty acid synthase-like
Exons: 26
Coding region: 1-7248 (2415 amino acids)
Biological process (GO): fatty acid biosynthetic process
Molecular function (GO): oxidoreductase activity; fatty acid synthase activity; phosphopantetheine binding
Source: RefSeq, a predicted model, not a curated record